UUUCAGAGCUGUUAUUUGUUUAGAAUGUGGAAAGUCUUUUUGUUUUCAAAAUUAUUUGCAAAAACAUAUUGUUAGAGUACAUGGACCAAAGCGGUUACCUCAUUUUAAGUGUCGACAAUGUCCUGAACGUUUUGAUAGUGACAUAAUGUUACAUAUUCAUAUGCAAUCUCAUCCUAAGAGUGAGAAGAUUAAAGAAUCUAAACGUAUUUGCUGUCCCCGUGAACAAUGUACUGCAUCUUUUUACAAUAGAGUAGCUCUUCGAUAUCAUAUUGCGGAAAAACACGAUAAUAUAUACCGAUAUGAAUGUGAAGUAUGCCAAAAAAAAUUUGUGCGUAAAAGUCACUAUAAAUUACAUUCUGCUAUACAUUUAAAAACACAUUUUACUUGCAAUAUGUGUUGUAAACAAUUUCGUAAAAAAAGCCGCUUAGCUACACACUGGAAAAAGGUACACCAACAAGAAACUUUUGAUUUUGGGAUGUUGUUCAGUGUUGAACCUUUUAAAAAUUAAUCUAAAUGUUUUCAGCUUUGAGUUUAGCUGAAAAGAUAAAAAUUAAUGAAAUAAUGAAGUUCCUAUUAAUUAAAUUUAUUGUUAUUUUAAUUGAAUUGAAUUUAUUAAAUAUAAUAAUAAUAAUUAUUACUA
Molecule: messenger RNA, 640 nt
Organism: Daktulosphaira vitifoliae (grape phylloxera)
Lineage: Eukaryota; Metazoa; Arthropoda; Insecta; Hemiptera; Phylloxeridae
Product: zinc finger protein 39-like
Exons: 3
Coding region: 146-508 (120 amino acids)
Biological process (GO): regulation of transcription by RNA polymerase II
Cellular component (GO): nucleus
Molecular function (GO): transcription coregulator activity
Source: RefSeq, a predicted model, not a curated record